AUGUCCGCUCCCUCUGUGUUGGGCACGGGCUAUUAUCAUUUGGACGACAUUAUUUGCUACCAGGACCUACAGGCUAGCGCUCUCGAUGCCUAUCUCAUUAUCAGGAUCUUUUGGAAAAAUUUCGGAAUCUGGUUUAUUGCAGUACUCCUGUUGGUUGUGACUGAAAGAGCGUGGGGUAGGGGUUCCAUGGGACCAGACCAUCGGGUAGGGCUAGAACACGUGAAACAAGCACUUCUAGGUCGUCAGGAUGUUCACUGCGCAGUGCUUUUGCUCGAAACCUAUACGAGCUUCAAGUCAGAGAAGCCAGAGGGCUGGAAGCGUAGGCAUGUAAUGAUUCAGGCAUUAAUACAGGCAAACAUCAAUACGCCAGGCUCAGAUGCUAAAGCUUGCCCCGACACGAGGGUGUCGCGACGGAACCAUCGGAGCGCGUGGAUGCCAUGCUCCCAAACCGCCACCCACGUGGUGCUUUUUGCGAUUCUUUUUCUCUGCAAUGUGAUGAGUACCCCCUACGACCGCAUUCGUCAGCAUCUUGGUAUAUAUUCCAGGUUUUACCAUGGAAUUCGGGAACUAUAUUCAUUUCGGAAAACUGUUUAUGAGAAAUAUCCAGAUGCCACAACUGAGAAGGUUGGAAGCGAUGGUAUUUGUAUAAUUUGCCAGGAAGAGAUGGACUUGAUCAUGCCAGCAGUCAAUGGUGGAGGGGCUGGUCUCAAAGCCGCACUCGAUGUUCGCAACGUCUCUGGCCAAUUUUCGCCUAAGCUAUUGCCUUGUGGUCGUCAUGUGUUACACUUUGAUUGCCUUUGUAUAUAUUUAUUGACAUGGUCGCAUUGUCCGAUAUGCCAAACCGCACGGCCAGUCCCUGCAAAGACCAGCCAUAUAAUACUUAGAUGGUGGGUCAUGUGGCUCUGGCAGUAUCAAUACAGGAGUUCGUUGUGA
Messenger RNA from Penicillium malachiteum, 933 nucleotides. RefSeq lists its product as uncharacterized. NCBI's taxonomy places the organism in Eukaryota, Fungi, Ascomycota, Eurotiomycetes, Eurotiales, Aspergillaceae. The record is from RefSeq and is a predicted model, not a curated record. The transcript has a single exon. Bases 1 to 933 code for a protein of 310 amino acids.